CAACACCACUACGGACCUGACCAAUGCUAGAAUCUGAGCCUUCAUUAAUUAAGUAUUCAGUAACUUUUCUAAUCAAUUUGUGUGUCCUGCUGUCAGCAAAUAUUUUAUAUGUGUACUUGGAUAGGGUUGCUUCAUCACAAAUGCUCAUCUCUGCUGCACAGAAGUUACUGUGUCCUCGUAAGAAACGUUUAUCUCCGGCCACAUGUCUGGAUGUGACUGUUCAAAUAAUGGCUGUGGAUCUGGGCGUCAAACUUGCGCUACUUUACGACAGUAAUGCAGCAUCUCCAGAACAGCUUCAGAUGUACCUCAAUGCUCUACAGGAGUCUGGAGUUGUAACCAAUCCACUACGGAUUCUGACCAUUGAUGGCAACACAUUCAUUUUUAAUCGUGCCACUAUUGAGUCCCACCUGGACGAACUGCUCCAAAGCAAAGGUCUCAUUCUGAUUGACGUAUGUCCCUCAAAAAAACGAGCGGUUAUGGCUGGCUUUGAAAAGAAAACUGAGGAUAUGAUCAAAACUCUUUCAGGAUUCUUCAUGAAUGAGCUGGACAAAGGCUCCUCUGUGAUUGUAUUAGGAGAAGAGUUGUAUAAUGACUGGAACUUGUGCACUCUUUUUGGAAUCCUGUUAGGUUAUCCAGCCUCAUACUGGUUUGACCAAACUAAAGGAUUCGGGAACUGUCUGUGUAUGACACCACUGGUGGUGUGCACCGUUUGGGUCAAAUGGCACACCCGUGACAUAAAUCAUCGCUGUUGUCUUUACUCUUUCAGUGUUCCUGAAGAGCUAUGGUCAGAAGUACAAUGUCAUGUGCAACAGUGGACUGAGCGUCUGAGAGAGAGAUUUAACAAACAGCCAGUUCUGACUGAUCUCUGCUUUUCUAGGGAAACUGUCACUUUGCGCUCUGUGACCCUUUGA
This is a messenger RNA of Sinocyclocheilus grahami, 911 nucleotides long. RefSeq names its product UPF0739 protein C1orf74 homolog. The transcript has a single exon. NCBI's taxonomy places the organism in Eukaryota, Metazoa, Chordata, Actinopteri, Cypriniformes, Cyprinidae. The record is from RefSeq and is a predicted model, not a curated record. The coding region runs from base 24 to 911 and encodes 295 amino acids.